AUGGCUCAGUCAAUGAUGAAGAAGAUUGCCAUGAGCAGUGCCUGUGUGUUGGUGGGGAUCACACGUAGGUCUAGCACUCGCAGCCUGACUAUGGGCUGCAAGAACCUGUCUGCUAAGAGGAAGGAGAACAAACUGCCUGAGGAGGGGGAGGUCACAAAGUCAGUGUUUAUGUCCCAAUCCACUGACAUUUACACCAACCUGGCUCUAGAGGACUGGAUGUACCGCAAUAUGGACUUCUCUAACCACCAUGUGAUGAUGGUCUGGAGGAAUGAGCCUUGUGUGGUAAUUGGAAGACACCAGAACCCUUGGUUGGAAGCUAACGUGCCUUAUCUGAGUGAGAGUGAGAUUGCCCUGGCUCGCCGCAACAGUGGCGGUGGUACUGUGUACCAUGAUCGUGGCAACUUAAACAUUACUUUCUUUACUCCAAAAGAGAGGUACGACAGGAAGUACAACCUGGAGCUGAUAACAAGAGCUCUAUACAGAGAAUAUGGGGUCAAGUCUAGCAUUAACGAGCGACAGGACAUCGUUGUACGAGACAAAUACAAAGUGUCUGGUACUGCUGCAAAAGUUGGCCGUUUGACUGCCUAUCAUCACUGCACCCUUCUAGUCAAUGCCAAUAAGGCAGAUCUCAGCAAAGCCCUGGCCAAACGAGAGCAUGGCAUACAGACUAACGCCACGUUGUCGACGCCGUCUCCGGUGGUCAACCUGGGGGAAGUGGACAACCGCGUGACAGUAGACAACCUGCAGACGGCCGUCGGCUACGAAUACCUUCGCACGCCAGCCUUGCACCUCGAGGACGGCGGCCAGAACCAGAUCUCCAAGCAGCGAGGGUUCCAGUUCAUCAACCCGACUGACGCCUGGUUCCCAGGUCUUGAUGAGCUUAAGAACGAGCUGCAAUCGUGGGACUGGUGCUACGGGCGCACUCCCGAGUUCACGGUGAGCCGCGCCUUCCCGGUGCCCGCGGAACUGCUCGUCGAGCCCUCGCGAGUAUACUCUGCGACACAGGAGCUCGUCAUCAACAUGACGGUCGAGAAGGGCCUCAUCAAUGACGUCACUCUGAGCAUCCCGCCCGGUCUGGUAGAAUCCGGAUUCCACGGCGAAGCCACCUUCAUCACCGGCCUCAAAGGCAAGCGGUUCACCUCAGAAGCUCUCGCCGCCCUACAAGACGCGAUGCUCACCAGACACCUCACGUCUGACGUCAAGAAACUCGACGAAAAAGAACAGUUUGUCGCCAAAUGCUUCGAUCAAGUGGUCAAUACUAUGUAAGUGUUCAGUGUAAUCCUAUAGGUGCUAAAGAUUUUAGACUAAGUACCACUACUAUGGACUCUAACAUAGAUGUUUAUCAUUUGGCUGUAAAUUUUGUAUAAAGUUGGGCGGUCUAGAGGCCGGCUUAUGUAAAUACUCUGUAUAUUAAAAUUAUAUUUUUGUUCGUGCAACAAACUAAAUUGUAUCUUACUAUACUUGUGUCCAGCUUCCUAUGCCUACUAACAGAUUUUUCACUUAAUAAGGUCUAUGGUGUUUCUUGUUGUUAUUAACUUUCAACCUGCUUUGUUAUUAUUAUGUGUUCUUUUAGUUUAGUGUAUUAUUUUUAAUUUUUUAGACGCACAGUGUGCUACGGCACUUACAAGAACUAUUAUAGAAUAUUGCUUUGCGAUUUUCACGUCUCAAUAAGGUGUGGUACCACUCUGUGUGUCUAUGCAAAAACACGCGAAUCGCACCUUUGUGCAACGCUACAAGAAUGCAUCAUAUCAUUUGUUUUAAUUAAUUAAAUUAUAAUUUUAUAACUGAUUUUACUUAUCCGUGUAAUGUUACUUAUCAAACAUAUAUAGUGUAGCAUUUAAUUGUAUCAUUGUAUCGUAAAAUAGGCUUCCAAUAACUUGUUAACACAGAGACCAUUUCGUAACCUGCGCCCUUGAUUUUAUAAGAUCUGCCCUAAAGCGGGGACUUUUUUGUAUGAAAUGGAUAUUAUUAUAUAGUUGUAUAAUUACAUUUUAAGUUUUUUUGUAGAAUUAGCUUUAAAUGUGUAUUCGUUGGUUCUUAUCAUCAUCUUUAUAUUGUUUAUACUUUGAUUGUGCGACGAUUUAGAGCAGCUAAAUCAAAUAAGGAACCAUGUAUGGGUAUAUUAAGCAAUAUAUGUACAAUCCCCAAUAUAUUGUUUGGUGAACUUAUGCUGUAAUAAACGCUUAUGAAAAUUUAAAAAA
This is a messenger RNA of Pectinophora gossypiella (pink bollworm), 2201 nucleotides long. RefSeq names its product lipoyltransferase 1, mitochondrial (gene Lipt1). The transcript is spliced from 4 exons. The record is from RefSeq and is a predicted model, not a curated record. Gene Ontology annotation, biological process: protein lipoylation. Lineage: Eukaryota; Metazoa; Arthropoda; Insecta; Lepidoptera; Gelechiidae. Gene Ontology annotation, molecular function: lipoyltransferase activity. Gene Ontology annotation, cellular component: mitochondrion; cytoplasm. Bases 1 to 1266 code for a protein of 421 amino acids.